This is a messenger RNA of Nematostella vectensis (starlet sea anemone), 2338 nucleotides long. RefSeq lists its product as uncharacterized. Gene Ontology annotation, biological process: chaperone-mediated protein complex assembly; photoreceptor cell maintenance. The transcript has 7 exons. Lineage: Eukaryota; Metazoa; Cnidaria; Anthozoa; Actiniaria; Edwardsiidae. The record is from RefSeq and is a predicted model, not a curated record. The coding region runs from base 52 to 2169 and encodes 705 amino acids. Gene Ontology annotation, molecular function: ATP binding.
CCCUAAUCUCUCUAUCUAUGCUAACCAACGGAAUAUGGCAUUAUUUUUAUAAUGACCCAUGUAGAAAGUCUAAAGAAAAACGUUUUUCAAUUUCAGUCAAUAUGUCUUCGUGAGCUUAUCGACCCAGUCUUCUCAUUUCACCCGGCCAAGAUGGUGGAUGAAAUAAAAGCUUCUUCAAUGGGGACUUUGCUCGGCCCAUCUCUAAGUACCAAAUGCGUUAUCGAUGAGGGAGAUGAAAUUAUAUGCAAUAGUGCAGCUUAUCUGAUGCAGUACCUCGAUAUACAGCAUCCAGCAGGUUUCAUCAUCAACAAUGCCUGCCAAGGAAUGCAUAAGAGAUAUGGCACAGGGUGCAAAACACUAGUCUGUAUGAUUGGAUCACUGUGUAGAACUACAGCUGAGCUGGUGGAACAGGGUGUUUCUGUAUCUUCGAUUUCUCGGUUAAAUGAUGAGGCUCUUGCAGUAUGUCUAAAUAAAAUUGAAGCAAUGAGGGUACCAGUGGAAAUAUUCUUAGAAAGUAUUGUUUCUCGAAAAAAUAGUAACAAAAAAGCUUCUAUUGAAAUAUCUGAACAUGUGCCUAAAAGUAAUUAUGGUUCAAGGAGAUAUGAAGAUGUUUCUACUCUAUGUGAAGACAAAUCAAAAUUUUGUAUGGAAUCUCAAACAAAAUAUCUUAUUGAUGAUGAAUUUGAUGCUUGCCUCGACGAUAUUGAUACAAGACAACACAACCAAUUUACUACUCAGAGAACUUCUACUAAAACCAGGUCUCCAUCACAACAAGAACAGCUUAAAAAAACACAGGAAAUGCUAAAGUUUUUAUCUUUCAACUGUAAGAAAAAUACUGCAACAACGCAACAUGGUCUCCAAAAUAUCACGAGAACUUCCAGACACAUAGCAGAGGAUUCGCAAGUUGAUGUUAUACACUCCGAUAAAGUACUACAUGAUGCUUCCAAUUCUAGUCGUACGAGCAAGAUAUUUAACAAAGACAACCUUGAGAUUCUUGCAGAAACACUUACUGGCGAAUCAAGCUUUGAGUGCCGACUUGCUGCUCAGGUAAUUCAUGCCCAGUUGUCGACCCAGAAGCGCUCCAACCUAAGCGUUAUCACUGCAGAUUCUUUUCAUUUCAAGUCAGUGGUUGGUCUAUCAGCUUGCUCCUCUCAGUUGGUGCAAGGACUUCUCUUGCAGCAUACGAUAGCGCCUGUUGCUGGCUGGGAGGAUAAUGAUCUUAGAGCUGUCUUAAUAAACGGUGAUGUGACACAUACGUUCAAAAACGUUGGGUAUAAUGACUCGUUCAAAGCGCAACAAGAAUUCACUGACGUAAAUCUCGUAUUGCAUGGAACUACCCUACAGAGUUCAUGGUUUAAACGCAUUGUUGAAGCCUUACGGAAUUACCGAAUAGGGGCGAUCUUUACUACUGGCGAGGUUGAUGAGUCGGUUUCAGAAUAUUGUCGUUCCUCUGGGAUCUUUGUUUUCGCGCGCCUGUCACUCCAGCUGUUACAGCUUCUCUCUUUGUCAACUGGAACCAUGAUUCUCGUAUACCUUCUUGAUGUUCAGGACAAAGAUUUUGGAAGUACUGUUACGGUUUCCAGAUCUGAAUUUCGUGGCUGGCGUCUCUCUAAGUCGAACGAGGAUUCUCCCUACGCUUUGGUACAUUGUCGUGGUUCCAUUCCUCUCCGCACUGCUUUAAUCUGUGCAUCCUCAAAGCACCAGCUAACGCUAUCAGAGAAUGUGUUCUGGCGCGCUUUUAACCGUACCAGGAACACUUUGCAAUGUGGCAUGGUGUUGCCGGGUAAAGGUCUAUCGGAGGCAGGGUGUAUAGCUGCUCUGGAGAACUAUAACGGUGAGGAUGGUGCGCCGUGCCUCUUCCCGUCCAACUGGAUCGAUGCCAGUCAGGGUUGCUACCGUUCGCUGGUCUUUCAUGCAUUCGCCUCCUCACUUCGUCACUUUCUUGCCCGCGCUCUGAUGAACGAGGGGCAUACAAACUAUGAUGCGAUGACUCUAGUCCAAGAGAUUGUCAAGGAGAAUUUUACAGGAGAGACGUCAAUGGAUAGGAUAUCUUUGGUCGAUGACUACUUUGCCAAAUGCGAAGCGCUGAAGCGGGCAGUAGGGGUUGUGCGACUACUGUUGAUGGCAGACGAGACCGUUACCACUGGUUUACAAGGAAGCCAUCUCUAGAUCGAGCCAUGGUCUUCUCAAAGCCAUCAAAAUGGAAAAGAACGUUUAUACUAUUUAUUUAUUGUGAUGGAAAAACACAGGAACAGGAAGAUGUAUAUAGAAUAGGGACUUUUUGGUUAACCAAGGUUGUUUGAUUAGAGAAAAAAAGUGCUGCCCUUACAUUUCUCAA